Molecule: messenger RNA, 1324 nt
Organism: Acomys russatus (golden spiny mouse)
Lineage: Eukaryota; Metazoa; Chordata; Mammalia; Rodentia; Muridae
Gene: Ntmt2
Product: N-terminal Xaa-Pro-Lys N-methyltransferase 2
Exons: 4
Coding region: 255-1205 (316 amino acids)
Biological process (GO): N-terminal protein amino acid methylation
Cellular component (GO): cytoplasm
Molecular function (GO): N-terminal protein N-methyltransferase activity
Source: RefSeq, a predicted model, not a curated record
GCAGGCAGUGCUUGAGCCUGUUUGAAGCAGCCGGCAAAGGAGGGAAGCGUGCCUUUGCCUGGAUGAAGCAGGAUCUCUCUCAGCCUGUUUCCAUCUUUACUUUUAGCACCUGCUGGCUUGGAGUGGUGUCGCGCAAGCAAUCAGACGUUGGUGGGUGGAUGUGCCAAGAGACUGACCUCCCCACGUCUGCUACCCCUCCCCCUGCAACCCAUGACAGCCUGUCCUGAUAUAGAUGGACCUGGGACUGGUUUAAAAUGACAGUCUCAAGUUCUUUGAGGAAGAGAAGAGUAAUUCAAACGAACAGGCAGACAAGCUUCCUUUCUCUGCAGGAAGAAUUAUUAUCCCCCAUCACCAUGGCUCACCUGGGAGCCCACUUUGCCUUUAGGUCCCGCUGGCAGAAGACCGAUGAUGAACUCUGUCGACAUAGUAUGUCCUUUAUCCUUCACAAAGCCAUUCGCAAUGACUUCUUUCAGAGCUAUCUCUACCUGCUGGAAAAAAUUCCCUUGGUAAAACUCUAUGCUUUAACGAGCCAAGUCAUUGAUGGUGAGAUGCAGUUUUAUGCCAGAGCCAAACUUUUCUACCAAGAAGUACCUGCGACAGAAGAAGGCAUGAUGGGAAAUUUUAUUGAACUAUCAAACCCAGAUAUCCAGGCCUCCCGUGAAUUUCUUAGGAAAUUUGUUGGGGGGCCAGGGAGAGCGGGAACUGGCUGCGCCUUGGACUGCGGUUCUGGAAUAGGAAGGGUCAGCAAGCACGUCUUGUUGCCUGUUUUCAGCAGUGUUGAGCUGGUGGACAUGAUGGAAUCCUUCCUCCUGGAAGCCCAGAGCUACUUGCAGGUUAACGAAGACAAAGUUGAAAACUACCACUGCUACAGCCUGCAGGAGUUCACGCCCCACUUAGGGAGAUACGAUGUCAUCUGGAUUCAGUGGGUCUCAGGGUACCUGACUGAUAAGGAUCUUCUUGCGUUUCUUUCCCGGUGCCGAGAUAGCCUGAAAGAAAAUGGUGUUAUCAUACUGAAGGACAAUGUAGCACGGGAGGGCUGUAUCUUCGACCUGUCUGACAGCAGUGUGACCCGGGACAUGGAAAUCCUUAGAAGCCUUAUUAGGAAGAGCGGAUUGGUAGUUCUGGGCCAGGAGAAGCAAGAGGGCUUUCCAGAGCAGUGUGUUCCAGUGUGGAUGUUUGCACUCCACAGUGACAGACACUCCUGACCAGCAGUUGGAAUAAACAAGCAGACUGGACAGUGAUGCUUCAGAACUGGGUAUAUCUCCGAGGGUGCCGUAUAUGAUGCAUAUAUGCAAAGAAGGGAUACAAUGCAUGUCUAAAAUGA